Xylaria bambusicola is the source of this 2017-nucleotide messenger RNA. Its product is annotated as amino acid/polyamine transporter I. The record is from RefSeq and is a predicted model, not a curated record. Gene Ontology annotation, biological process: transmembrane transport. Gene Ontology annotation, molecular function: transmembrane transporter activity. The transcript has 8 exons. NCBI's taxonomy places the organism in Eukaryota, Fungi, Ascomycota, Sordariomycetes, Xylariales, Xylariaceae. Gene Ontology annotation, cellular component: membrane. The coding region runs from base 318 to 1499 and encodes 393 amino acids.
GGUUGACGAUGGUCGCAUUGACAUUUGCGAUCCUCAAGUUAGUCACACAUAACGUCACUGAUAAACUUCGAUGAUUCUUGCUCCCCGUGAUACUAAUCGGCUUUGUUUGUCUCAGCACUUGGAUUGCUCUCGCUGGCUCGAUUGGCCUCGUACUUCCCUCAGGCGGCUCCGUUUCCUUCCUGUAUGGUUUCAUCUUCUGCGUUUUGUGCAAUUUCGCACUGGCAGCUAGUCUCGGGGAGCUUGCCGCUAUAUGGCCGACGGCGGGAGGGCAGUAUCACUUUGUAUACGCUCUGUGUACAGAGAAAUGGAGGAAAUCCAUGAGCUUUUGGGUCGGAUGGACCAACAUUGCCGGCUGGCUCACGCUGGUGACAACGGAGGGGUUCUUCUGUGCGCAGUUUAUACAAGCAGCAGCCGUCAUCGCAUCAGGAGGAACAUAUCAGAUCAAGCAGUGGGCGACGUAUCUCAUUUUCCUUGCCGUCCUCACCUUCACGACUGGGGCGAAUAUCUGGGGAAAUAGGAUCCUAGGCCGUUGGAAUGAUGCCGCUCUAUACUGGUCCUUACUAGCUGUCGUUGUCAUUAGCAUCGUCCUCUUGGCAACGUCAGACAAGAACGACGCCCGCUUCGUAUUCACGAGUUUUCAGAAUGAGACAGGCUGGUCGGAUGGGUUGGCUUGGAUCUUGGGAUUGCUACAAUCCGCGCUGUCUCUUAUCGGAUUCGACGCCGUCCUCCACAUGACGGAAGAGAUGCCCAACCCAGCAAUUGAUGCCCCCCGAGCAAUGAUCUAUGCCAUAGCCGUGGGCGGGGUGACCGGAACUGCCUUCAUCCUGGCCAUCCUCUUCUGCAUCACGGAUCCCGAGACCGUGCUGAGUACGGCGACGAACAUGCCAAUUGCCGAGCUCAUCUUUCAGGCGACUGGUAGCCGUGCUGGUGCGACGGUGUUAACGCUUGCGCUCGCGGUUUGCUUUGUUAAUGGUACCAAUGGGUGCAUUACAAGCACUAGCAGACUAUUGUACGCAAUGGCUAGAGAUAAAGGGGUUGUGUACCACAGCUAUUUCGCACAUAUCACACCUGGUCUCGAUGUGCCAGUUCGAACAAUAAUGCUCACAUUCGUGUUCAAUGCGCUCUUCGGACUACUCUACCUGGGGCCGUCGGUCGCGUUUGGUGCCUAUGUCUCCAGCUGCACAAUCUUCCUCAACGUGUCCUACGUAUUCCCCGUAGUGGUAUUGCUAAUCCGCGGCCGCGGCGUCCUCAAACAGUGGCAGUCGGAGCAUACAUAUUUCGCACUCGGUAAAGGUGGCUGGGUUAUUAACUGGGUCGCAUCUAUCUUCGUCAUUGUUACGUCUGUCUUCUUUACAUUCCCCGGGACGCUUCCUGUGUCAAGCAAUAAUAUGAAUUAUGUUACUGCCGUGAUAGGUAUCUUCCUUGUUCUGAUCGGAGGCUAUUGGAUUGCGUACGGCAAGACAUUCGAAGGACCGGUGAGCAGCCAUGAAAACUAUUGAUGUCUUGGUCGCACGCACUAACGAUGGUAUCAAUUAUAGAAAUUUGACGUGAUUAUGGGCCAUUCCUAUAUGGAUGAAGCUGCACCCAUCCCGGGGAAUGAUGGCUCUUCUAUGGGCUCUGGCGAGAAAGCUCAUAAAGCCGUGUAACAACGGCGCCGAGAGAAACUUUUUCUUACUACACCAUCCCGCUAGAUUCGGUCAUCGUGCCUCCCUCCGCUGGUGCUUGGGCUGCCUUCUCCAACGCCAGCUCUAGUACACCAAUCCUACACGGAAAGUUCUUGUUUAGAUUAUCAUGUUGUUUUGAUUGGCGUUCAUACCGGAAAACACGAUGCUGUGGGAUCUCGCGGCCCCUUUAAUUCAUUCAGACUGGAGGUAAUCACAGGAAGCGAUGGAGUCAACUUGAAAGAAUCCUUUCGCUCAUCGCUUAAAUAUCUCGUUCUCAAAUACGAUAGGUAGGGGUAGAUUGUAUUGCGCUCAUAGAAUAAUAGAGAAAUAUCUAAUUUAUUUUUUUAUCUAUA